AUGAGGGCACAGACUGGCAGCCACAUGUAUUCUCCUCAUGUGGUGAAAGGAAAUGACUUUGAACAUCUGGAAAACCUCCGGCGCGUAUGUGAUCAUGGCGGUGCUAAAGAUGGCGCCGUCCUCCCUCUUGCCGUGACGCCCUUUAGCCUCCCGUCCAGCGACGAGCAGCAGCAAAGGAUGCUGGGAAACAGCCGACACCUGUACCCCGGGGCGGAGGAGGAGGAAGAGGAGGAGGAGGAAGAAGAAGAGGAGCUAGAGGACGAGACGGAGGAGGUGUCUGGGGAGUUGGAAGACGACAUGGACGUGCACCGCGGCGGGUUGUCUCGGAGCAGGUCCACCAAGGCGCCCCCUAGAGGACAGAUGAGGACAGGAAACCCCGCGCACACAGCCAAUCCCUAUUCGUCAAACCCAGGCCCCGCCCACCAGCAGCAGCCAUCCAAUCAGAUGCAGCAGAGGAGGCUGAAGGAACGCAGCUCGGUGACAUCAGAGGAUGCCACGAUCGCCAUGAUGGUUUUUCGAAUUGGGAUCCCGGACAUAAAACAAACGAAGUGUCUCCGGUUUAACCCUGAUGCCACAGUGUGGAAGGCCAAACAGCAGGUCCUGUGCUCCCUCACAGAGUCACUCAGAGACGUCCUGAACUACGGCCUGUUCCAGCCCGCUACAGACGGACAUGACGCCAAGUUCCUGGAGGAAGAGCGCCCCCUAAGAGAAUACCCACAAUCCUUUGAGAAGGGAGUGCCAUAUCUGGAGUUUCGGUACAAAACCAGAGUUUAUAAACAGACCAAUCUGGAUGAGAAGCAACUGGCCAAACUGCACACCAAGGCCAGCCUGAAGAAAUUCAUGGACUACAUUCAGACCAGUGCUGUCGAUAAAAUGGGAAAGUUUUUGGACAAAGGCCUGGAUCCAAACUAUCAGGACGCAGACACUGGAGAGACACCCCUGUCCCUGGCCGUGCAGUGUGAGCCAGGGGGAGGAGAGUCCAUCCGAGUCCUGGUGGAGAACGGAGCCCACAUCGACUUCAGAGCCAAAGACGGACUCACUCCUCUGCACAAGGCUGUCCGCGGCCACCGCCAUACUGCCCUCCUGGUGCUUCUGUCUCUGGGAGCGUCUCCAGACUACAAGGACCGGCGAGGGCUCACACCACUGUACCACACUGUGCUGACAGGGGGCGACACCUCCUGCUGCGAAACACUGCUGUACCACAGAGCCAAACUGGGCAUCAGGGACGAGAACGGCUGGGAUGAGACACAUCAGGCCUGUCAAAAUGGCAACUCUCAGCACUUGGAGCACCUCCUGUUUUAUGGAGGGGACUCCACUUCCCAGAAUGCCUCUGGAAACACUGCCUUGCACAUCUGUGCUUUAUACAAUAAGGAAGGCUGUGCUCGAAUCCUUUUGUACCGAGGAGCAAACAAAGACAUGAAGAACAACAGCGGGCAGACUCCAUUCCAGGUGGCUGUUAUGUCCGGGCACUUUGAGCUGGGAGAGAUCAUCAAAAACCACAGGGACACUGAUGUGGUCCCUUUUGUGGAGUCCCCGAAGUACGCCCCCCAGAGGCGAGAGAGCAGCAGGACACUCACCAUCCCCCCUCACCCUUUCCUCCGCGCCAACAGUGACAGCAGCAUGAACCUGCCCGAGUGGAUGGCAGUGCCCAACGCGCCCACCACCAACAUCGUCUCUGUGCAGGGAUAUAAACACACCGGGACCCUGCGCAGCUCCAGCAGCCCCCGAGGAGCCAGGACCAGGUCUCCGUCCAGAGGCAGGAUCCCAGACAAAGAGGACCGCAGCAGGCAGAGCCGAAGAGGAGGCCCUGCCCCUGCCCCCUCCUCCUCCUCGGGCGCGGGGCAAACGGCCGGUCAGCGCAGACGCCUGUACAGCGCCGUACCGGGGCGGAUCUUUGUGGCCACUCGCUCUCACUCGGCUCAGGGCGAGAGAGAGAUCAGCUUCAACAAAGGAGACCGGGUCAAAGUGCUGAGCGUUGGAGAGGGGGGAUACUGGGAGGGCACGGUCCGCGGCAGGACGGGCUGGUUCCCCUCAGACUGUGUGGAGGAGGUGUUGCUCAAACAGGACAACAGAUCAGAAAGUCGAGGAGAAAGAGCCAAAAGAUUAUUCCGCCAUUACACUGUGGGAUCCUACGACAGCUUUGACGCACCAAGUGACUACAUCAUAAAGGAGAAGACUGUGCUGCUGCAGAAGAAGGACAGCGAGGGCUUUGGCUUCGUCCUCAGAGGAGCCAAAGCCCAAACGCCCAUAGAGGAGUUCACGCCGACCCCUGCCUUCCCCGCUCUGCAGUACCUAGAGUCAGUGGACGAGGGCGGUGUGGCCUGGAGAGCCGGACUCAGGAUGGGAGACUUCCUCAUAGAAGUGAAUGGUCAGAACGUGGUGAAGGUGGGCCAUCGUCAGGUGGUGAACAUGAUCCGACAGGGAGGGAACAGCCUCAUGGUGAAGGUCGUCAUGGUAACACGCAACCCUGACAUGGACGACGGCACCAGGAAGAAGAUUCCUCAGCAAAGCAAGAGAUUGAGCACUCCAGCCAUCGCCCUAAGGUCCAAGUCUAUGACAUCGGAGCUGGAGGAGAUGGUCGAAAGAGCUGCUACCCCUUGGAAAAAAAAAUCAGAAUUCGAAUCCUCACAAGUUUCCGAGAAGAAGAGGACAGUCUAUCAGAUGGCUCUGAAUAAAUUAGAUGAAAUUCUUGCAGCCGCUCAGCAGACAAUCAACACCAACGAGGCUCCAGGGACACGGGGACCGGGGCCCAAACGCGAGAGAGGGCGGAGCUUCUACGGCAACGAGCAGGGCUAUGGGGACCAGUCUGGGAUGGGGGUGAUGUCUUCAGGGUUAGGCCUGGGCUAUGACCGCGGGCAGUACUCUGGUCACGGCCCCCCGCACGGUAUGCUGCGGCAGAAGUCAAUCGGGACCCCUGAGGAGGAGGUGAAACAGUUUCUACACCCUCCGACCAUGAAGUUUGUCCGCAGUCUGUCUGUGCCUGGCCCGGACGACAUCCCCCCUCCCCCCACCACCGCGCCCCCGGAACCCCCCUUCUCCUCCGCCCCGCCCCUGGGAUGGAGAGCCAAAUCCUCCCAGCAGCCCUCCGUCUCCAUGUCCCAGGCCUCUGCCACCUCCGCGCACUACCAGUCUUACUCCCAGCAGCCCGUGCACUUCGCCCACGGGGGCAGGGAGAGGGCGGGCGUACCUGGCAUGAGCUCCGGAAGUGGGGUCGGUGGAGGAGGUGGAGGUGGAGGAGGAGUUGUGGAUCAUAGCGCUGUUUAUGCACAUGCGGUCCAGAGCAGAGCUGCGUCGCGAAAGGUUGCAUACCCUGGGGAGUCUACUGGUGUUGGAGUAGCGACAGCGGCGAAAACGGCGGUUCUCAGGCGUGGUUACAGUACCGCCGCCAUCCCGCCUUCCAGCAUCGCCGCGGUGAUGCCCCAACAACAGCAAACUGCCCAGGGACAACCGCAGCGAGCAGACAGGACUGGGGUGGGAGCGGGUGGGCCAAAAGGACAAGCGAGACGAGGUAAAGGCCCCCUGGUGAAGCAAUCCAAGGUGGAGGACUUGAGAGCUACGCAGGGGGCACUAGGGAGCAAAGGUUCGCUAGAGAAAAGUUCAAUCCCAAUACCGACUAUCAUUGUCAAAGCACCUUCAACUAGUAGUAGUGGGCGUAGCAGUCAAGGUAGCAGCGUAGAAGCAGAUGUCCCCGGUCCAGGUGAAUCGGAUGAGUCCAAAACUCCACUUCCUCCUUCAACACCUGCUCCACAACCACCUGCACCUCCCUCUGUACCUGCUCCUCCACCUCCGUCAAUGAGAGCGCAGGAAAAUAUGGACUAUACAAGCCAGUUCGGUGCAGCUAUCGUAGGUGCCGCCCGAAGAGAUAGAGAGAGAUUCCACGAAGCAAGAAGAAAGAGUGCGUCCUUGUUUAUGUCUGCAGAGGAGGAUGGACUUGGAGGAGGCAUCAGUGAUCAUUUAAGCGGAGGUUCAAGGACUCAGCUUUCACAAUCACAGCUUAGUUCGCAACAGGAUAGCUCGUCAACACGACUACGCCCUUCGAAAUCUAUAGAUGAAGGUAUGUUUUCAGGAGACACCUUCAUUCACCACACGCGCAGUAUGCCCCCUGCUUUUGGACUACCUGAAUACUCUUCAUCAGCUUUGGACUAUCAGCCAAAAUCUGUACCAACUGAUUUGUAUACAGCAGCAGGUAGGCAGCCCUCCCCGAAUACGUCAACCACCUUUAUACACCCGCUAACAGGAAAAGCGCUAGACCCCACCUCGCCCCUUGGUCUCGCCCUUGCGGCUAGAGAAAGAGCAUUGCGUGACGAUUCGAGAAUAAGAAGGGGACCGGAUCAUUUUACCAGGCAAAUGUCUAGUGUAUUCCCAACUUCUAGCGUCUCAUCUCAACCUGUGUCUUCCACCGCUCAGUCUUCAAGCUCCUCUUAUUUAGUCACGUCUUCGUCUGUAGCUGCUACUACCCCGACAGUGGGUCGACCCCCUUCACCCCGGAUUCUUAGGGGUAUGUGGGCGGAUGAGGCCGCGGCGGGAGAUAGAGAUAGAGAGGCAGGAGGGGCAAGAGAAGGGUUAAGGGUUAGAUUUUCAGAAGAUAAAACUGUCCACACGCACCACUAUCAAUCGCAAGGGUAUCAACCAAGAGAUAGGUCCAGAGAGCGGGAUUUGUCAAGAGAAAGAGACAAAGAUAGUUAUAUGCGUAGGACAGAGCAAGUUACUGAUAAUGCGACAGGACAACAGCAAGGAUCCCAAAGACCGUCGUUUCUUAGAAUGGAAAGCCAAUCAGAUCAGUACAUUUUGUCAUUAACUCCACCGUCACCUCCUCCAACUAGCACGCAGCAACAGACCAGUACCACAGGUGGGUCUGGGAUGAUGGUCCUACCCCCACCUGCCCCAUCCGUAGACGCAGAUGAUGAAUUCGUGUACGCAGAUCCCCUCCCACCUCCACUAGAGUUCGCCAAUAGCUUUGACAGAGGUUUAGGUAGCGCAAUGGCGAGGUACGCUCAAGGAGGCAUGCAUCGAAACAUGGCGGCACGUCAAAAUCAACAGGAAGUCCCGCCCCCUCCUCCACCUCCACCACCGCCUCCACCGCCGCCUCCGCCCGCUUCCCAACAGAAGGAGCAAUUCGGGACUGGUUUCCCGGCGCCGUUAACGUCUCCGCAAGCAGGUGAUUCCACAGCGUCCAGCCUUACGUCAUACGAUAGUGAGGUAGCUAAUCUAACGCAGUCUGUUCCGUCUCCAUCACAAGUUUCGCCCAACCCUCCUCCGCCCGCUUCGCCAUCCACGCUUCAACCCACUUCGGUCGGAACGCAACCCCAACCUUCCGUGUCCCCUCCGCCCCAAGCUGGUUCGUAUCAUCGUCCCUUUUCGAUGUCCCAUCACCAUCUUUACAACAGCAGUCACCCCCCUGCUCGCUCCUCUUCACCCACCCCUCCUCAACAACACACAGUAGCCCCUCCGCCAGCGUACAGGGGACCUCCAGCGCACCCCCAGGCGACUGCCACCUCCGCUCCCAAUCGGGGCACCACCGUUUCCCAGGCGACGACGGCCACCUCCGCCCCGACCACCACUUCCUCCACGCCUUCCACAACUAGCACCUCCACACAGCUUUACCACGAGCGGACUUCUCAUACAACUACAGUUAUAACAGGAAGAAGAACUGCGGAGCAACAUCGGACUGCCACAACUGCCAAAAAGGGGGAGUCCCAAGAGACAGUUGUCGAUUCUGGGAUUGAAGAACUCGAUAGUCGUAGCAGUAGCGAUCACCAUUUGGAUAGCAUUUUGGGUUUGAGUGGUAGAAGAGGAAUAGAUGGAGGAAGGUUGACUGGUAACAGUAGCAGGGUGGGGUCAACUGAUUCAGACAGAGCAGGAGAUUUCUUGGAGUCAUACAUGAGCUACUUGGAUGGACAAAGUUUCGAAAUGCAGAACGCCACAGCAGCCGCAGCGUCAACAUACCCCAAAACAAACCGAUUCAGGGAAGGAGGACGCGCUGGGGAUUUGCACCGUCAGACAAGCACCGCACCCGCAUCUUUUCACCGAAGACGAGAUGAGCACGAAGAGGAGGACAUCGAGGAAGGAGGGGUUGAAGAGGACAGCGGGCAAGAGAGCUACACAGUACGAGAUAUGCAGAAUUUGGGACGUCCAGCUUCGCCCUACUACGAGAGGCCACGUACCCCAGAAAUGAAGCCUCUCUGGGGGGAAACGCAGAGUGCAGAGUCGGCGGCGCUCCUGGAGGGUAAAAAGGUCUACCCACCGUCUUCGAGUAUGAAACCGAAUAUCAUCAACGAACUGAGCAACAAGCUGCAGCACAGAAGCAAAGAGAGCUGGAGCAGCCAAAGGGCCCUCAGCAGACACAGAUUUUCCGAAGAUUCUGCCUCUGCUCUGAGCCCUCCGUCGGUGCGCUCCCUCUCUCCCUCUCCCAUCUCUCUCUCCCAGCCCUCCCUCUCUCCCUCCCCCACUCCGGCCUCUCAGUAUCCAAACUGGGGCCGCUCUCCCUCCCCUCAGCCCCAGGUCCAAUCCCAACCUCCUCGCUCCCACUCCCCCCUCUCCCCCACGGGCUACUCUCCUUACCCCACCUCCCCCAAACACCGGCCAGUCUACCGCUCCAAAGCUCUCGAAUUCCAGUUUAUUCCCAGUCGAGAGUCUAGAAAAGCUGAGUCUCACAUUGCGCGCAGACGUGCACCUAGCCCGCUAAUUUCCCCAACGGAGCGCCCCAAACACGCACCACCACGCCCUUCAUCUCUACCCCUGCUCCCUACCUCUCCUCUCUACAGCGCCAUCUACGAUUUGCGUGGGUCAAUUACACCCCCAUCACCCGCAAACCCACUUGGUGACCCCUACUUCUCACCCUCUCCUCCUUUAUUUGCCCCAUCUGGCGCUCCUCCACCUCCAAACUCCACUUUAGUUGUUUCGCGAUCGCUAUCUCCAACUCAUUUCCUAUCUGGGACCUCUUCGCCACCUUUACACCCUAUCCCACCUCCGCCAUGUCUGAGCUACCCUCACCUUCCUCCGCCCUCGCCCACGAAACCGUUUGCUUCCAAGCCCCUGCCCUAUUGGACCAAGUACGAUGUGGCGGACUGGUUGACGUAUCUGAACUUGGGCGAGCACAGGGAGAGGUUUUUGGACAAUGAGAUAGAUGGGACGCACCUGCCCUCUCUCACCAAGGAGGACUACCUGGACCUGGGCGUGACUCGAGUUGGGCAUCGGAUGAACAUCGAGAGGGCUCUGAGGACGGUAAUAGACAGGCUCUCCAGCAGCCCGUUCCCCAUUUCCAUGCUCUCUCCGCGGGAAGGCCAGAGUGACAUGAGGAGGGACGAUGGAAGCCGCAGCUGA
Boleophthalmus pectinirostris (great blue-spotted mudskipper) is the source of this 7323-nucleotide messenger RNA. It is a transcript of the gene shank1, whose product is annotated as SH3 and multiple ankyrin repeat domains 1. The transcript is spliced from 27 exons. Gene Ontology annotation, cellular component: postsynaptic density; dendritic spine; postsynaptic membrane. The record is from RefSeq and is a predicted model, not a curated record. Lineage: Eukaryota; Metazoa; Chordata; Actinopteri; Gobiiformes; Gobiidae. Gene Ontology annotation, molecular function: synaptic receptor adaptor activity; ionotropic glutamate receptor binding. The coding region runs from base 1 to 7323 and encodes 2440 amino acids.